CCUGGACCCUAGGCUCCGCCCCCUGAAGAGACCUUCUCCACUUUAUACGACCGGACUCUUAAAGUACUAAGUAACGUUAAGACUAUAGAAUACACUAAGUUAUUAAUAAGAAGCAGAUUCUAGAAUACACUAAGUUAAUACUAAGAAGACCUAAAGUUACCCUAGAGGAGCGGGAGAAUCGGAGAAGAACCUCUCGGGUCGGACUUGUUGCGCAGCUGAAGUGGUCGGACGUGUUCGUACUGGAACUUGGAGGAGAUGGGCAGAAGAACAUAGACAGAAGCUCCGUGUCCGAGAUGGAGGGCGAGAAGGAGAGGGAACACGGGGAGGAGGAGAAGGAGAGCGACGAGGCUGAAGACGAGGACCCAGAAGGAGCGGCUCUGGCCUGGCAGGAGGGGUCCGGGGAGCACCUGGGCUGGCAGGAGGGGUCCGGGGAGCACCUGGGCUGGCAGGAGGGGUCCGGGGAGCAGGAGGACCACCUGGGCUGGCAGGAGGGGUCCGGGGAGCAGGAGGACCACCUGGGCUGGCAGGAGGGGUCCGGGGAGCAGGAGGACCACCUGGGACUUCCCAUCAUGCACUGGGAGGCCCUCAGCCUGCGGAUCGCAGAGCUGGAGAAACAAGACCUUGCAAAACCCAAGAAGACAAAGGACGGGGUCUGUCCUCUAGAGCGGCGGGGGCUGCCGCGGUGCUGGACGGACGAGGGGCGGAGCCUGCGGAGUGCGGAGGUGUGGGAGGACCGGGAGGAGGAGGGGCACCUGACGGAGCUCACCUCCCGUCUGCAGACACGAGUCAACCUCCAACUGUGCUUCAUCAACGACAGCGAGAGUGAUGAAGAGGCUGAGAGAGAAGAAAAGAGCAAAAAGAGGGCGUUGGUGCAGGUGCCCCGCCAGACCCCCGCGGCCUCCACCGCCCAGGAGAAGAGCCACCCCCUCAGCGGCCUCCGGAGGGCCCUAAGGGCGCUAAGGGCCCGGCUGAGGACAGACCUCACACGCCAGGCAGCGGCCCCUAGAAGUCCCCUGGUGAGGACGACCCUGGACCAACGGGCCCUCCAGGGCUCCGACCCCAAGCAGCUGGGGGUCCUGAGAGCCUCCCUCAGCCAGGCCAUACAAGAUCUGAACUCGGAGCUGGUGGGUCUCCUCCAGACCAGAGACCAACUGAGGACCGAGCAAGAUGCCAUGCUGGUCGAGGUCCAGGACCUCACCUCUCUAUGACCUCACCUUUCUAUGACCUCGUCUCUCUAUGACCUCACCUCUCUAUGACCACACCCCUAUGACCUCACCUCUCUAUGACCUCACCCCUAUGACCUCACCCCUAUGACCUCAUCCCUAUGACCUCACCUCUCUAUGACCUCACCUCUCUAUGACCUCACCCCUCUAUGACCUCCCUUCUCUGUGUCUCACUUCUCUAUGACUCUCUGACAUCAAUUCUCUAUGACCUCACUUCUGUAUGACCUUUCUUCUCUAUGACCUUACUCCUCUAUGACGUUCUUUGACAUCACUUCUUUAUGACCUCGCUUCUCUCAGGCCUCACCUCUCUAUGAUCUCAGUUCUCCAUGACCCUCUUGGAUGACCUCAUAUGCUAUUAGUAGCACGCUUCGUCAGCUCCUUGGAUGGACCAAUAAAGACUCAGAUAGGAUCUUCAGCUCCUUGGAUUGACCAAUAAAGACUCAGAUAGGAUCUUCAGCUCCUUGGAUUGACCAAUGAAGACUCGCAUAGGAUCUUCCGCUCCUUGGAUUGACCUAUGAAGACCCAGAUAUUAUCUUCAGCUCCUUGGAUUGACCAAUGAACACUGCCAAAGCUGUCAUCGGUGUCUUGCUAUUUUUGCAUGUUUUCUUUUUAAGAAUGUGUGGAACUGUUUAACCCUUGUGUUAAGCUCCUUGAUCAUAUAUUUGUUGCAUUUUUUUAUUCCUAAAAAGCAUUAAGAUCUCCAUUUCAAGCUGCCUAUUAAGGAUGUGUAUUUUUAACAUUUAAAAUGCUUUUUAAGACUGACCGGUUCAAAUAAUUAGUUUUUUCUAAAAAAACACACUUACCAAAAAAGUAUACAGUUUUCAAACGAAUGGAUCACCCGCCGCUAAUGUAACGUAUAUCUUUGUAAAAUCUGACUUAAUUUUUCCUGUGAAAAUAUUACAUUUAGAUUUUCCUCCCAGCUGUAAGAUGAUUUGAUGCUAGUGGUUCAUCAUUGGAUGCUAUUACAGGGCGAGGGAGUUACCCCACAUGUUGGUGGAUGAACUAACCUUACCAAAGGAAACAACGUAAGCCAACAAUUCUAUUCAUGGGUCGCUCUAGUAUGCAAUAGGUGAAGAGUGGGAGAAUGUUACUGAUACUUCUGUCGAUCCAUCAUGCUCGACACAACGGUAAAGAAAUAAUAAAGUAUGGAAUCCAACUUGCUCUAUCUUUAGAUUAUUAUUAAUGAAUUACCACUAGUUGUAGUUUAUUUCCUAGCUAAUACUAAAACCUCUUCUAGUUUUACAUUAUUACCAGGUGACGAUGAGGUAAGGUAAGGGGUCCUCAGAACAGCCGGAAGUCACGGCGUUCUUCCAACAGUUGUUGCCAUAACGACGUCGCCUAGAGACGUUGUUAGGUAACCCGGACGACGCGCUGUCGUAAGGACCGUUCACUAAAACCAGAGGUUAAAGUUAAAUACGCUGUCAAAGUAACGUCAUUAAUUACUAACAUAAUUUGUAUAGGCAACGUCAUUCUAGGCGUUAUAUUGUAGCCCGUUGAACAGAUGCCUCCUAAGAGAGGUCGCAGCGGCCAGACGAUGGCGGCGGCGGCGACGAACCCAGGCUGGGAGGACGGGUUGAGGACUGCGCCGUUUGAGGAGGGUUCAUGGAGGGCCUGUGUGUCCCUGGUGGUUGGGGGAGCCCCAGCAGAAGAGGAGCUGAUGGGGGCUCUACAGCUGGCCGUGCAGCAGCCCCAACGCAGGCUCUUCACCCUGUUGAGUCGGGCGGCUGUCGAGUCCACGAUCCAUGACCUGGGAAACCCCAAAGCCAAGAGGCCCAAAGACCUCCCCAUGUUCUACGAGGUGACGGAGACAGCCAAGCUGCUGCUGGAUGCAGAUGAGGACGUUCCCUGUGAGCUGAUGGCC
Messenger RNA from Gadus chalcogrammus (walleye pollock), 3084 nucleotides. RefSeq names its product schwannomin-interacting protein 1. Bases 294 to 1208 code for a protein of 304 amino acids. Gene Ontology annotation, biological process: positive regulation of hippo signaling. Lineage: Eukaryota; Metazoa; Chordata; Actinopteri; Gadiformes; Gadidae. Gene Ontology annotation, cellular component: plasma membrane; cell junction. The transcript has 10 exons. The record is from RefSeq and is a predicted model, not a curated record.